UGGGCAGCCUUCUCUAUGCAGAUACUGUUCACAGCUCCAUGACAAUGAAGAUCCUGCUCUUGUUUGCAGUUUGCCUUGCAACAGCCUCAGCUCGAGUGUUUACUCGCUGUGAGCUGGUCAGAACCCUAAAAAACGCUGGGAUGGAUGGAUACCAUGGAUACAGUCUUGGAAACUGGGUGUGUCUGGCAUACUAUGAAAGCCGCUACAACACAGCCGCUGAGAAUCGCAACACUGACGGCAGUACCGAUUAUGGCAUUUUCCAGAUCAACAGUCGUUGGUGGUGUUCCAGUGGUGUAACUUCUUCCGCAAAUGGUUGCCACAUCGCAUGCAGCAAACUUCUGACAAGCGACAUUUCUGAUGACAUUGAAUGUGCUAAGAGGGUUGUACGAGAUCCGAACGGAAUUAGUGCUUGGGUUGCCUGGAGAAACCAUUGCAAAGGCAAAGACAUGUAUUCGUGGGUCGUUGGUUGUGGUGUCUAAACCAGAAUUUAGGCAAAAAAUCCUCAUCACUUUCAGAUAACCAGACUAAUCAAAAAUCUUUCGAUGCGCUGAAGAAGAAGGCAGAAGACAAAUAAUCUUCCAGACACUGUUCUUGACUGUUGUUGGCUUUAUAGAAAUAUGUUGUUACCGCCACAACCAUCUCAGAAAUCCAACAUCUACUUAGCCACUCAAAACAGACUCUGAAAAAAACAGCUUUCAAAUAACUGGUUCUCUCAACAGGGGUUGUUUAUGCCUUAUUUCUUAUUUUUCCUUCUAAUGCAUUCUGAAUCGAUUUUGGCAAAUAAAAUCGAAUUAAGCAAA
Molecule: messenger RNA, 800 nt
Organism: Polyodon spathula (Mississippi paddlefish)
Lineage: Eukaryota; Metazoa; Chordata; Actinopteri; Acipenseriformes; Polyodontidae
Product: lysozyme C, milk isozyme-like
Exons: 4
Coding region: 39-479 (146 amino acids)
Molecular function (GO): lysozyme activity
Source: RefSeq, a predicted model, not a curated record